Molecule: messenger RNA, 624 nt
Organism: Lathyrus oleraceus (garden pea)
Lineage: Eukaryota; Viridiplantae; Streptophyta; Magnoliopsida; Fabales; Fabaceae
Exons: 1
Coding region: 1-624 (207 amino acids)
Molecular function (GO): nucleic acid binding; zinc ion binding
Source: RefSeq, a predicted model, not a curated record
AUGCGUACAUUGACCUCUCACUUUGAUCACAUUAUCAUUGUUAUUCAAGAAUUCAACAAUCUUGAAACAUUUAAAUUAGAAGAUUUGGUUGGUUUGUUAGAGGCACAUGAGAUGAGGAAUGUUGAAACGAAAGGUGUUCAAAAUUCGAUACAAGCUCUACAGGCUCAGAUAUGGAAGAAGCAUGGUGGUUCUAACAACUUCAAGGGCAAAAGAGAUAAGACUCAGAGUAAGAAGUAUUGGUCGAACCCUCAAAAGCAUAAGAUUGAUUAUAGGACUUCUGAAUCCUCGAAAAGAGGACAAGGAAACUCCUAUCAGAAAGACAAAGAGAAAAAAGAUGUGCAAUGCUAUAAUUGUGAAAAAUGGGGUCACUUGACCAAGAAUUGUUGGUAUAAUAAAGAUAUGGUGGUUAUGACUGCAAUUGUAGAUGCCGAUGUCUAUUCCAAGAUAUUGUCCAUCUACUCGGGAUGCUCGAAUCACAUGACUGGUCAAAAAGUAUGGUUAGCAGAUUUCGACUCGUCGAAGAAGAGCAAGGUCAAACUUGCUAAUAAUAGCUCGUUGCAAGCAGAAUGUAACAGUGACAUACUCGUUGAUGAGAACUUUCCCUUUUCGACAUACGUUUCUUAA